Molecule: messenger RNA, 507 nt
Organism: Dentiscutata erythropus
Lineage: Eukaryota; Fungi; Glomeromycota; Glomeromycetes; Diversisporales; Gigasporaceae
Source: the annotation of a GenBank genome assembly
AUGCAAAACAUUUUUAAUGGUCUACGUCCAGCAAUUCCAUCACAUGUUCCAAAAUUAAUAGCUAAGCUUAUUAUGAAAUGUUGGGAUGCGAGACCAAAUAAUAGACCGGCUUCUGAAGAAAUAUAUGACAUUUUAAGGAUAUGGAUUAACGAUAUUUCAAAAAAUAGUUCAACAGAAAUUGUUGCUCAAAUUAAAGAGUGCGAAGAAACAUUUAAUAACCUUUCAAAAUCUGAUGGAUUAACAACAGCAUAUUACUAUAAACCAUAUCCUGAGGCAAAAUAUACUAGCAAAUUCAUUGAAUAUACUAUUCAUCAGUCAGUGAAUGCAUUAAAUUAUGAUAAAAAACAUGAUGUAUUAGUCAUGCCGAAAGAAAAUGAUAGAAAUCUACAUGUCGAAUUAUUAGAGCUAUACAUCAGCCGCGCCAAACCAGGAAAGGAAAUGCAUAAUAACAGGAACGGUAUGCAACGAAGAGCGUAUGUAUGCGAUUCUCAGCAUCCGAUUGGAUGA